This is a messenger RNA of Histoplasma capsulatum G186AR, 1803 nucleotides long. Its product is annotated as transcription factor TFIIIB subunit BDP1. The transcript has 2 exons. Gene Ontology annotation, biological process: RNA polymerase III preinitiation complex assembly. Gene Ontology annotation, molecular function: TFIIIC-class transcription factor complex binding. Gene Ontology annotation, cellular component: transcription factor TFIIIB complex. The coding region runs from base 1 to 1803 and encodes 600 amino acids. The record is from RefSeq and is a predicted model, not a curated record. NCBI's taxonomy places the organism in Eukaryota, Fungi, Ascomycota, Eurotiomycetes, Onygenales, Ajellomycetaceae.
AUGGUGUCCUUUUCGAGCUCUGUGAUCAAUAAGUCAGGGAAGAAGUUUGCGCCCAAGCCCCCCGCCCGUCGUAUUGGUGCUAUUUCAGCUGGUACCCUGUCUGCUAGAGCCAGUGUAGAGAGACAGACGACCUCAAAAACUCCUCAAUCUACUCAAUCCGCCAUAUCGCCUGAAAGCUCUGCUCCAGUUCCGACUGCUGACCCCGCCAAAAGUACCCCGCAGCGCGCCGAAGAGUCAUCUCAAUCACCAUUACCACCAUCAACACCACCACCGCUACGAAAGUCACCAACACGCACGCAAUCGCAGCCACCGCCCCGGCCAUCCACCAGUCAAUCCAAAACCAAAUCUACAGCCAUCCCAAUACCUACUCCAAGACGGAGGCCAUCGAUUCCUUCUCCUCAAGGGUCUGCAUCCCCCCACACCGUCACCCCCGUUUUAGCGUCCACACCGAACGCGCUCCCGUUAGAAACAACUUCACUUGAACCAGCAAAACCACAGCAUGAUAAACACAAAACCCCUCAAACACCUCAAAAUGUUGCAUCGAGCCCCAAACGGCAACGCAUCGAGCAGCCUGUUGACAGCCAACCAGCAAAACGCACCAAGACCGUGCAGCCUAUUACAAAAUUUACAUCUACCUUGCAAGGGGAAAACCCACAUCCGAGGUCUAGCUCUCAGGGGCCACAUUCUCAACCUGAAGUGACACCCACAACAAAGACUGUUGCUAGGAGAGUCGCCAAACCGCCCGCGCAUCGGAAGCAAUCAGCUGAACAGAUAGCAGAGAAUGCCAUCGCCGCUGCAGCAGAAACAAGACCCCGCUCUCGAAGGAGACGGCAGCCAACACCGGAGAAUGCAGAAUCCAUAGAGAUUGCUCCCACCGUCGUGAAAAUGUCAGAUCUCUGCCGAGAUCUCCGUACCGGGAAAAAAUCAAAGCGAGAGAUGGAACUGCAAAGCAUGGAUCUAACGGAACUUGCAAAGAAACAAAAGGAGCGCGAGGAGCGGAUCAGAAAUGGAAAUAACCCCCCGAAAGCUGGCUCAACUGAACGACACACGAGCGGAGAUGAACCCGGUCGAGACGAAGCAGGAGAUCUUGGCGGUCCGAAGAUGAGAAUUGUAAAUGGGGAGAUCGUCAUCGACGCUUCCUCCCUCCAAAUAGACCGCCAUGCAAACGCAGCCAGAAACGAAGGUGACUUGGAAGAGGUCGAAGAAAACCGGCUGACAAAACGCAUAAACGCGGCCUCUUUCGGCAAACGCACCAAAGUCGAGUCUUGGGACAAAGACAUGACCGACCUUUUCUACCGCGGUCUGCGCAUGUUCGGCACGGAUUUCAUGAUGAUUAGCAAGAUGUUCCCUGGCCGUUCACGACGACAGAUUAAGCUGAAAUUCUCAAACGAGGAGCGUCGAUAUCCGCAACGAAUCAAAGAAACCCUCCUCGGACCUCGUGAAGCUAUCGAUUUGGCCACGUACUCAGAGAUGACGAAUACGACAUAUGAUGACCCGCGUGUCAUUGAGCAGGAACUGUAUGAAGAGAAGAAAAGGAUCGAAGCAGAACAUGCGAAAGAGAAGGAGGCGAAGGAGGAACUUUUGCGCAAUCCGGGUGGGGUGCUAUCGUCGUCUGUAGCAACGGCAGCUGGGCUGUCGGGUUCAAAUGUGUUGCCGAGCAUUGAGGGUGAGGGUGAGGGUGCGGGUGGGGUUGGCAAUGGGGGAAGAAGGGAGAGGAAAAAGGGAACGACGGGUGUUCACAAGUUCGGUGGGGGAACGGAGGAGAUUUUGGGAACAAUUGAUGAUAUGCCUGUAUCUGCGUAA